Molecule: messenger RNA, 1120 nt
Organism: Fukomys damarensis (Damara mole-rat)
Lineage: Eukaryota; Metazoa; Chordata; Mammalia; Rodentia; Bathyergidae
Gene: Cfap68
Product: chromosome unknown C11orf1 homolog
Exons: 4
Coding region: 318-818 (166 amino acids)
Cellular component (GO): nucleus
Source: RefSeq, a predicted model, not a curated record
AUAUGUCCUGAAAUUUUUUGACAAACCUGUGCGGGGAUUCUCAAUAAUCAUGAGUGCAAAAAGCGAGAUACCCAAUGCCGUUGUCCUCUCACCUUCCUAAACCCGAAAAGAUCAAACUGCCUUGUAGUUCAAAGACGGCACUUAGCGACUUCGUCACACCUGCAUGAGGUCACAAGCAGCAGUCGCUACCGCAGAGUAGGGUGAGGCGAGCUCCGGGCGAGAGGAGCAGGGCAGAGCUGAAGGCAAAAAGAGAUUGGGUUGUGUCCUGCAUGUUCCUGAUGCUGAGGAUUUUUUAAACUGCUCUCAUCUAGUCUGAAAUGGCUGCCUCUCAGUGUCUCUGCUGCUCAGAAUUCCUCCAGAAACAAAGCCUUGUACGUUUCCUCACAAACCCACACUAUGGAAGCCUCAUUAAUGCGGAUGGCCAUGGUGAAGUGUGGACAGAUUGGAAUGAUGCCGCCAAGUUUUUCCAGUAUGGAUGGAGAUGUACCACUAAUGAGAAUUCCUAUUCUAACCAAACUCUGAUGGGCAACUGGAACCAGGAAAGAUAUGAUCUAAGGAAUAUUGUGCAGCCCAAAUCCUUGCCUUCCCAGUUUCAACACUAUUUUGAAACAACAUAUGAUACAAGCUACAACAGCAAAAUGCCACUUUCAACCCAUAGAUUUAAGCGAGAGCCUCAUUGGUUCCCAGGACAUCAACCUGAACUGGAUCCUCCUCGAUACAAAUGCACAGAAAAAUCAACUUAUAUGAAUAGCUAUUCAAAGCCUCAAAUUAGGCAUCACUUUGGCUGUGUAUGGGUUGCUAGAACUGAUCAAUCUUAGGAUCCAGGAUUCUAAGAAACAAUAAGAAGCUUCGCUUUCCAGAGUAGAAUGUAAGAGAGAGCGCAUUCUAAGCACAGCUAAAAAUUUAGCUCUCUGAAACACACUUUCACCUUCUGAAUAAAUAAUGCACGAGGCAUAAAAACAAAAUCUUUCUUGGGGGGAGGGGCUUGUUUUAACCAGGAUUUAAAUGCCGAUUUGGGUUAAUUAUGUCUAUGUGUAGUUCAACAUUAGAGUUGUUGUAGAGAUAAUAAAAAUAACUAAAAAGAAAAAAAAAUAACUAUUCUGGGGCUGGGGAUUUAGCU